Molecule: messenger RNA, 1884 nt
Organism: Cuculus canorus (common cuckoo)
Lineage: Eukaryota; Metazoa; Chordata; Aves; Cuculiformes; Cuculidae
Gene: PSMD12
Product: proteasome 26S subunit, non-ATPase 12
Exons: 11
Coding region: 58-1428 (456 amino acids)
Cellular component (GO): proteasome regulatory particle, lid subcomplex; nuclear proteasome complex; cytoplasm
Source: RefSeq, a predicted model, not a curated record
CGCGCGAGGGGCCACUGCUUCCGGUGCGCGCGCGUGGGGGGACGCAGGGCAGGGGCAAUGGCGGAGGGCGGCGCGGAGCGGGCCGAUGGCCGCAUUGUGAAAAUGGAGGUGGAUUACAGCGCGACGGUGGACCAGAGGCUGCCCGAGUGCGAGCGGCUGGCGCAGGAAGGAAGAUUACAAGAAGUAAUUGAAAACCUUCUCUCCUUGGAAAAACAAACACGAACUGCAUCUGACAUGGUCUCCACAUCUCGUAUCUUAGUUGCUAUAGUGAAAAUGUGUUAUGAAGCUAAAGACUGGGAUGCUCUUAAUGAAAAUAUUAUUCUUCUAUCAAAGAGAAGAAGUCAAUUAAAACAGGCAGUUGCUAAAAUGGUCCAGCAGUGCUGCACUUACAUUGAAGAGAUCACAGACUUACCAGUCAAACUGCGCUUAAUUGACACGUUGCGUAUGGUUACAGAAGGAAAAAUAUAUGUGGAAAUUGAACGUGCUCGCCUGACAAAGACGCUUGCAACAAUAAAAGAACAGAAUGGUGAAGUGAAAGAGGCUGCCUCUAUUCUGCAGGAAUUGCAGGUGGAAACCUAUGGUUCAAUGGAAAAGAAAGAACGUGUAGAAUUUAUCUUGGAACAGAUGAGACUCUGUCUAGCUGUAAAAGACUAUAUUCGGACUCAAAUUAUCAGCAAAAAAAUUAAUACAAAAUUUUUUCAAGAAGAAAACACAGAAAAACUAAAGUUGAAGUAUUACAACUUAAUGAUUCAGCUGGAUCAACAUGAAGGCUCCUACCUUUCCAUCUGCAAGCACUACAGAGCCAUUUAUGAUACGCCGUGUAUCCAGGCCGAAAGUGAAAAGUGGCAGCAGGCACUGAAGAGCGUUGUUCUUUAUGUUAUUCUUUCACCUUAUGACAAUGAACAAUCUGAUCUGGUGCACAGAAUCAGCAGUGACAAAAAGCUAGAAGAAAUCCCGAAGUAUAAAGACCUCCUAAAACUAUUUACCACCAUGGAAUUGAUGCGAUGGACUGCCCUGGUUGAAGAAUAUGGUAAAGAAUUGAGAGAAGGAUCGCUUGACAGUCCUGCAACAGACGUUUUUGGCUGUACAGAAGAAGGUGAAAAGAGAUGGAAAGAUUUAAAGAACAGAGUUGUGGAACAUAAUAUUAGAAUAAUGGCUAAGUAUUAUACCAGAAUUACAAUGAAGAGAAUGGCACAGCUCCUUGAUCUGUCUGUUGACGAAUCGGAGGAGUUCCUGUCUAACCUAGUAGUUAAUAAGACUAUCUUUGCUAAAGUAGACAGGCUGGCAGGAAUUAUCAAUUUCCAGAGGCCGAAGGACCCAAACAAUAUACUCAAUGACUGGUCUCACAAGCUCAACUCACUAAUGGCUCUGGUUAACAAGACCACGCAUCUCAUUGCCAAAGAAGAGAUGAUACAUAACCUGCAGUAAGGUGCCUCAGUAAUCUCAGUGCUUUUAAAGAAUCUUCGUAAUAAAGACUUAUUACAGUGUGUAUAUGGUUUGUUUUCUCCCUGUCAAGCCUUCCUGGUUUAAAAUUUAGAACAUAAUGCUGAAAUUCCUGUUGACAAUUAAGUUCCCUUGGUUAUUCAUUCAGUUGUUCAAUGUUUUCACUAGAAUUGCUGAAAGAACAUAAUAAAACUGUAUUGCCUGUAUAAUAAUAGUUUUGUGAUUUCUUCUUUUCCAUGUAUACUUUUAUCUAACAUGUAAUUCUGUGGUUACUUUAUCACAGGAGUUUUUGAGGCAGUGAUUGAGAGGAUAUACUGUAAAUAAGAAAAUACUAGGGCUUUACAGUAACAUGCAUUGAGGUAAUUUACAAUGAUAAUAUCGUGAUGUUAUGUCAAGAUACUGUUUGAACAAAGUUCUGGAUGUUCAUGCUUGCGAAUAGUG